AUGGAUGCAGGAGGAGGAAGGUGUGGGUAUGGAGAUUUAGUGUUGAAACCUCCUUUCUCUUCUCUGACUGUAUCUUUAAGAAACCCCUUUCACUCCAUACCUAGUAGGGGCUGUGGAGCUUGCUUGCAGGUGAAAUGUACAUCAAACCCACUGUGCUCAGGCAAGUCAGUGAGAGUGGUUGUAACAGAUCAUCAUAAACCUGAAGGUCCAUCCAUGUCUACCACAAGUCAUUUCCAUAUUAGGCCUCCUUUGGCAAAGGCUCUUCAUUCAAAUGUUUGGCUUAGUGGAACUGCAUUUGGUGCCUUGGCGAAUCCAGGUGAAGAAGACCAACUUCGAAGUUCAAAACUACUACAAAUUCAAUAUUCACGUGUGCCAUGUGAUUAUUCAGGAACCACCAUAGCUUUACGGGUUCUUCCCGGGUCAAUCCAUAACAAACUCGGGUUGGCAAUUCAAUCCCCAAAAAGUGACAUUGUAAGAAUUGAUCUAAAGGAGGCAUCAAGGGGAUCAGAUGAAUCAUCAGAAUGGAAGCCUAUGCAAAAAUUAUUGGGUGGUGUUUGGCAGUUCGUUUCCGGGUCGGCAUUACAAGCUCCAAUUUCGAUUCGAUUGAGGUCCAGUAACUCUAGUCGGACCAUGGUUGCGGACGCUGUGAUCCCGGGUGGGUGGCAACCCGGUUCAACUUAUCGAUCUUUGGCUACCUCUGAAUCUCAUUUGGUUUGAAGUGGUCAUGCAUAGUUGAUGAUGGUGGUUGGUUUGUAUUAUCGCACAACCAAGUACGUGGGCAAUAAGUUUAUGAAGAUAAAUAAUAAAUAGUGGUGAUUGUCACCUUCCAAUGUUGGGGUUGGCUUAGACCACAUAAUAAUGCAAACUACAAGAUGGUGACUUUUUAUUUACAAAUAAAAUUUACACCUGUUUAAUUAUCAAGAUUAACAGUGAUAAGAUUAAUAGUUUAUGAAAUUGGUGUAAAAUUAAUUAUUUUACUAGAUUAAUGAGAUAAUUAA
This is a messenger RNA of Camellia sinensis, 998 nucleotides long. NCBI's taxonomy places the organism in Eukaryota, Viridiplantae, Streptophyta, Magnoliopsida, Ericales, Theaceae. The record is from RefSeq and is a predicted model, not a curated record.